AUGCUUACUGACCCUGAUUUACCUCAGGAGUUUGAAAGGAUGUCUUCCAAGCGACCAGCCUCUCCGUAUGGGGAAGCAGAUGGAGAGGUAGCCAUGGUGACAAGCAGACAGAAAGUGGAAGAAGAGGAGAGUGACGGGCUCCCAGCCUUUCACCUUCCCUUGCAUGUGAGUUUUCCCAACAAGCCUCACUCUGAGGAAUUUCAGCCAGUUUCUCUGCUGACGCAAGAGACUUGUGGCCAUAAGACUCCCACUUGCCAGCACAAUACAAUGGAAGUUGAUGGCAAUAAAGUUAUGUCUUCAUUUGCCCCACACAACGCAUCUACCUCACCUCAGAAGGCAGACGACGGUGGGCGGCAGAGCGGCGAGUCCUUGUCCAGCGCAGCCCUGGGAACCCCGGAGCGGCGCAAAGGCAGCCUGGCUGACGUGGUGGACACCUUGAAGCAAAGGAAGAUGGAAGAGCUCAUCAAAAACGAGCCCGAAGAAACCCCCAGUAUUGAAAAGCUACUAUCGAAGGACUGGAAAGACAAGCUUCUUGCAAUGGGUUCAGGGAACUUCGGUGAAAUAAAAGGAACUCCUGAAAGCCUCGCUGAGAAGGAGAGGCAGCUUAUGGGUAUGAUCAAUCAGCUGACCAGUCUGCGAGAGCAGUUGUUAGCUGCCCAUGAUGAGCAGAAGAAACUGGCUGCGUCUCAGAUUGAGAAACAACGUCAGCAAAUGGAGCUGGCCAAGCAGCAGCAAGAACAGAUUGCCAGACAGCAGCAGCAACUUCUGCAGCAACAACACAAAAUCAAUUUGCUUCAGCAACAGAUCCAGCAGGUUCAAGGUCAACUGCCGCCAUUGAUGAUUCCCGUUUUCCCUCCUGACCAACGGACACUGGCUGCAGCUGCCCAGCAAGGAUUCCUUCUGCCUCCAGGCUUCAGCUACAAGGCUGGAUGCAGUGACCCUUACCCUGUUCAGCUGAUCCCAACUACCAUGGCAGCUGCUGCCGCAGCAACACCAGGCUUAGGCCCACUCCAACUGCAGCAGUUAUAUGCUGCCCAGCUGGCUGCGAUGCAGGUGUCCCCAGGAGGAAAGCUCCCAGGCAUACCCCAAGGCAACCUCGGUGCUGCUGUAUCUCCUACCAGCAUUCACACAGACAAGAGCACAAACAGCCCGCCACCCAAAAGCAAGGAUGAAGUGGCACAGCCACUGAACCUAUCAGCUAAACCCAAGACCUCUGAUGGCAAAUCACCCACAUCACCCACCUCUCCCCAUAUGCCAGCUCUGAGAAUAAGCAGUGGGGCGGGCCCCCUCAAAGCCUCUGUCCCAGCAGCAUUAGCUAGUCCUUCAGCCAGAGUUAGCACAAUAGGUUAUUUAAAUGACCAUGAUGCUGUCACAAAGGCAAUCCAAGAGGCGCGGCAGAUGAAGGAGCAACUUCGGCGGGAACAACAGGUGCUUGAUGGGAAGGUGGCUGUUGUGAAUAGUCUAGGUCUCAAUAACUGCCGGACAGAAAAGGAAAAAACAACACUGGAGAGUCUGACUCAGCAAUUGGCAGUUAAACAGAAUGAAGAAGGAAAAUUUAGCCAUGCCAUGAUGGAUUUUAAUAUGAGUGGAGAUUCAGAUGGAAGUGCUGGAGUCUCAGAAUCAAGGAUUUAUAGAGAAUCUAGAGGGCGUGGUAGCAAUGAACCCCACAUAAAGCGUCCAAUGAAUGCCUUCAUGGUGUGGGCUAAAGAUGAACGAAGGAAAAUCCUUCAAGCUUUUCCUGACAUGCACAACUCCAACAUCAGCAAGAUAUUGGGGUCUCGCUGGAAAGCUAUGACAAACCUAGAGAAACAGCCAUAUUAUGAGGAGCAAGCCCGGCUCAGCAAGCAGCACCUGGAGAAGUACCCCGACUACAAGUACAAGCCCAGGCCCAAGCGCACCUGCCUCGUGGACGGCAAGAAGCUGCGCAUCGGGGAGUACAAGGCCAUCAUGCGGAACCGGCGGCAGGAGAUGCGGCAAUACUUCAACGUUGGGCAACAAACACAGAUCCCCAUCGCUACUGCUGGUGUUGUGUACCCUGGAGCCAUCACCAUGGCUGGGAUGCCCUCCCCUCACCUGCCCUCCGAGCACUCAAGCGUGUCCAGCAGCCCCGAGCCGGGCAUGCCCGUCAUCCAGAGCACUUACGGCGUGAAAGGAGAGGAGCCACAUAUCAAAGAAGAGAUACAGGCCGAGGACAUCAACGGAGAGAUUUAUGAUGAAUACGACGAGGAAGAGGAUGAUCCAGACGUAGAUUAUGGGAGUGACAGUGAAAACCAUAUCGCAGGACAAGCCAACUGA
Molecule: messenger RNA, 2295 nt
Organism: Pipistrellus nathusii (Nathusius's pipistrelle)
Lineage: Eukaryota; Metazoa; Chordata; Mammalia; Chiroptera; Vespertilionidae
Source: the annotation of a GenBank genome assembly